Molecule: messenger RNA, 729 nt
Organism: Lytechinus variegatus (green sea urchin)
Lineage: Eukaryota; Metazoa; Echinodermata; Echinoidea; Temnopleuroida; Toxopneustidae
Product: ankyrin repeat domain-containing protein 49-like
Exons: 6
Coding region: 51-692 (213 amino acids)
Molecular function (GO): protein binding
Source: RefSeq, a predicted model, not a curated record
AAACGUAUUUCAUGAAAGAGUUUGGAGUGUAGACUAGUCACACAGUGAAAAUGGCAGCGUCCUGUGACCUGGCAACUGCGGCUGCAAGUGGCGAUUUAAAUCUUGUUAAGAGAUUGGUUCAUGAUGGAGCAGAUGUAAAUAAGAAGUCACGUGACGGCUUUACUCCUCUGUGCAAUGCAGCAUUCUGGGGCUACAGCCAUGUAGCAGAGUACCUUAUACAGCAUGGAGCUGAUGUGAACCUUAGCAAUGGAGGUACUCUAUGGACACCCUGCCACUGUGCAGCAUUCCAGGGACAUGGUAAAGUUUUGAUGAAACUCCUGGAGGCCAAGCCUAACCUCAGCUUGCAAGACAACAGAGGAAGAACUGCUGCUGAUUUUGCCUCGGCAAUGGAAGCGAUCUGGCCGUUCUUUGCCACGGAAGGAUGUAAACGAACCUCAAAGGCUGAACUUGUCAGACUAGACAUUGUUAAAAAGGUUAAGGAUUAUGACCCUACCAUGCCAUCAUCAGACUAUGCUCAUUUCUCCAGACCAGGAUCAGCUUACGUCAUGAAGUCACAACCUAUGAGGGCCAACGAUAACAUGGACUACAAAAGGAGAAUGGCUGAGGAUGGUGACGUGCUCUCAAUCGAGGAGGAAGUCCAAGAUUUAUCGCUGAACAACUCCAAUCCUUCAUUUAACAUAUGGAGAAGAUGAUACUAACUCAAAGACUGGUGUAAUAAGAAAGAUGCAA